GAUCGUUUUCGUUAUAUAAACUGUGUUUCGGGUCGGGUAUAUAUUUAUUUAUUUAUAUAAGAAGUGGCAGUUACUGAAACUGAAUGUAAUGCACCACCUGAUCCGAUUCAAUUUUAUGUUACAAACCAUCGUAAUUGCACCAUUUGAUCAGCGAUUUUGCUUAUUAUUAAAUAAAGUCAAUUUUCACAUUGUAUGGAAAGAAAAAAAUAUACUGUUUAUAAAAAAAAUCUAAUUGGAUUGAAUUUUAUUGAAUACCUUGUUAGUAAUUACUAAUUUUGGUGACUUGUGAGUAGUUCAAAGAAAUUUAUUUAUAUAUCUGUGCUAAUAUUAGUGUUUGGCACUAAAGAUUUAUUUAUUAGUUGUGAGAACUGAUACCGUGCCGUUUCAUGUGUUGUGGCUAAUGUUUCAGACUAUUCUGAAUUAUUUUCGUGAGGUGGUUAGUGGUUAUCUAAUACAUUUUUUAUUUUGUAAUGGUUAUUAAAAAAAGUUUUCAUUGACGUGCAAGUUGAUGGCGUGCUAAGAAAUAGAAAUCCAAGCCUGCAUGAACGGGUACAAGUUACUGAAUGUUACUUUAAGAAAACACCAAACCUUAAGAUACUUCUGUUUAAGUUUCAAUUUAUUAAGUAACAACUGUAAACAACCCCUUAAAAAUAUGGAGUGUAAGUUUAUCAAGAAAUGUGAUGUAAUCCCUGAAAAUCAGAAGCUCCCAAAAAAAUACUAUCGCCGUGCAGAACACAGAAUCUUUGUCAAUAGAUCGCUGCAUCUCGAAAAUGUUAAAUUUUAUGGCUUUGAUAUGGACUACACCUUAGCUGAAUAUAAGUCUCCAGCGUAUGAAACAUUAGGAUUUAAUUUGACCAAAGAAAGAUUAGUGCACAAAGGUUACCCUGAAGAAAUAUUAGAGUUUGAAUAUGAUCCUUCUUUUCCAGUUAGAGGUCUAUGGUUUGAUACGUUAUACGGAAACCUACUAAAAGUAGAUGCCUAUGGUAAUAUUUUAGUGUGUGUACAUGGAUUUGAAUUCUUAAAGCACUCACAAGUAUACGAAUUGUAUCCCAAUAAGUUCUUAACAUUAGAUGAAUCCAGGGUAUAUGUCCUGAACACGUUGUUCAACUUGCCAGAAACUUAUCUAAUAGCCUGCCUGAUAGACUACUUCACCAAUUCACCACAGUACACAAGAACAAAUUACGGUGUACGAUGUGGGGAUCUAGCUAUGUCGUUCAAGUCAAUCUUCCAGGAUGUAAGAAAUGCGGUGGAUUACGUUCACAUUCACGGAGAUCUCAAGAGCAAGACCAUCGAGAAUCUGGACCUAUACUUGAAGAAAGACGACAGACUACCAAUGUUCUUGUCGAGGAUAAAGGAUAGCGGAGCGAAAAUUUUCAUACUAACAAACAGCGAGUACAACUUCACCGACAAGAUUAUGACUUAUCUAUUCGACUUCCCAUACGGUGCUAAGCCUGGCGAACCACACAGAAACUGGAAGACUUACUUCGACUGGAUCGUAGUGGACGCUAAGAAGCCGCUAUUUUUCGGUGAAGGUACUACUCUACGACAAGUGGACACAAAGACUGGGGCCCUAAAAAUGGGUCACCACGUCGGGCCCCUGCACGAGGAGCUCGUUUACUCAGGAGGUUCGUGCGAUGUGUUCACCGAUAUGAUCGGUGCUAAGGGUAAAGAUGUGUUGUACGUCGGCGACCACAUAUUCGGUGAUAUCCUGAAGUCCAAGAAGAUUGGUGGGUGGCGAACUUUCCUCAUAGUGCCCGAGCUAGUUCAGGAGUUGCAUGUGUGGACGGACAAGUGCCAGCUGUUUGAACAGCUGCAGGACCUUGACGUCAAACUAGGACAUAUGUACAAAGAUUUAGACUCGGGUACGAAGGUGAAGCCAGAUAUAUCGAAGUUGCGUAUUUCUAUCCGUGACGUCACACAUAAGAUGGACUUGGCGUACGGUAUGCUGGGAUCGCUGUUCCGCUCCGGAUCCAGACAGACUUUCUUCUCGUCACAGGUUGUGAGGUACGCGGACCUAUACGCGGCAUCGUUCCUGAACCUGAUGUACUACCCGUUCUGCUACAUGUUCCGCGCGCCCGCCAUGCUCAUGCCUCACGAGUCCACCGUGGCUCACGAACAACGCUUCACCUUCGACAAGCCCACCAUAGACAGGAGCAGGACUUCUAGCGUGCCCCUAAUCAUCGGCGUGGGUGACCUGCCCGAAGAGAUAUCCAGCAUUUCGUCAAACGAAUCUAAUGUCAAGGGAAAGGAAAAGGAGGGCGGCGUAACCUUUCAGUCAACAUCAGUGCCGCACAUGCGUCCAGAGACCCCGCGCCAACUGACGCAUACACACGACGAAGACUGUUCAGACGACGAAGAAGUCGCUAAGACUGCGCAAACUAAAUAAUUAUUUCAAAGUUAUUCUCGCACCUACAGAUAAUGAAGCAUAUUAUUCCAUACUAAUUUCUGCGAUGACGGAUCCACGGUCAGUUUACAACAAUAAUGUAAAGUACUGAUCGUACCGUGUCGUAGCAUACCGAGAUCGAAAGUUUUUAUAAAUCAUUUAAUUUGAUUAUAAAACGAAAGUAGUGCCUAAAUUGUAUUUACGUGUUUAAACUACAUGUUCGAGCAUGUUCAGAUUAAACACUAGUGCAAGCGAGUUUGUAUGCCGAUAUGCAGCUACUAAUAUUGAAGUAUUAGAAUGGGUGAAGUGAAAAAUGUCUUACAAAUUGAUAUUCAAUUAAUUAAUUUAUAAGUUUUACUAUAGCAGUUUCCAGUCGUAAUUAUGAUUAUAUGAGGCUUUGAUUGUUAUGGAGAUGAAGUUUAUUAUACUUAUUUUUGUUGAAUAUUAUUUUAAAUGGUUUUAUUAGUAUCAAUAUGAUAAAUCUGUUCAUUAUAAUACUUGCAAUUAUUUAGAUUGAGCUUUAUUUACAGAGUGUUAUUUGUCUAGAGAUUGCAAAAAUGCACAAUUUAAUGGCAUAUUUUUUGAAAUUAUUGAAUUGUUAUAUGUAAUUUUAUUUAUUUGUUAUCACUUUCUAGGUAGGUUUCUAUAAAUCAAUAAAUUUUCAAUCUUCAAAUCAGGGCAAAUGUAACUAGUAAAGUCUUAUUCUCCCUGAUCUAGUGCAGUAAAAGUUUAACAAAGUCAAUGUAUUGUCCAUUCGUCGGCUGUGUAUUUAUCAUAACAAUUUGAUAUAUACGUCUGUUUUGCAUGUAAUUAUAGUCAUAUGAAUGUAAACCCUUGGUGAAGGUGCGGUGCGAUGCGGUUUGUGUUCAUAUUUUCGUUACGGUUUUUUUGCUUACUACCUACGUAAUAAAUAUUUCUUCAGAUUCUUAGAAUAGUCAGCAACAUUUGUAGCUCAUGGCUGCGAACCAAUCGCUUGACAUUAGUUUAUAUACUGGUUACCACGAGCCGCAUCGUACCAUGUCCUGUGUAAAGAGUUUUUCUAGUUACGAAAUACCUUCAAGAAUAGCUUUUAGUUAUUCCAACAAUGCAUUACUUUAAAAUAGAUUGGAAUAAAACAAUUUAUUAAA
Molecule: messenger RNA, 3510 nt
Organism: Spodoptera frugiperda (fall armyworm)
Lineage: Eukaryota; Metazoa; Arthropoda; Insecta; Lepidoptera; Noctuidae
Gene: Nt5b
Product: cytosolic purine 5'-nucleotidase
Exons: 13
Coding region: 542-2386 (614 amino acids)
Molecular function (GO): 5'-nucleotidase activity
Source: RefSeq, a predicted model, not a curated record